This is a messenger RNA of Echinops telfairi (small Madagascar hedgehog), 705 nucleotides long. RefSeq names its product ribosomal protein L18 (gene RPL18). The record is from RefSeq and is a predicted model, not a curated record. NCBI's taxonomy places the organism in Eukaryota, Metazoa, Chordata, Mammalia, Afrosoricida, Tenrecidae. Gene Ontology annotation, biological process: translation. Gene Ontology annotation, cellular component: ribosome; cytosolic large ribosomal subunit. Bases 94 to 660 code for a protein of 188 amino acids. Gene Ontology annotation, molecular function: structural constituent of ribosome; RNA binding. The transcript has 7 exons.
UGACGUCACCCAAGCGCCGCUCGCCGGAUGCUUUCCCCGCCCACGCCGCAGCCGUUCCCUCUUUCCGGACCUGGCUGAGCAGGAGGCGCCAUCAUGGGAGUUGACAUCCGCCACAACAAGGACCGAAAGGUUCGUCGCAAGGAACCCAAGAGCCAGGACAUCUACCUGCGCCUCCUGGUCAAGCUAUACAGGUUUCUGGCCCGGAGGACCAACUCUACCUUCAACCAGGUUGUGCUGAAGAGACUGUUCAUGAGCCGCACCAACCGGCCGCCCCUGUCGCUCUCUCGGAUGAUCCGGAAGAUGAAGCUUCCUGGCCGAGAAAACAAGACAGCCGUGGUUGUGGGGACCAUAACGGAUGAUGUGCGGGUGCAAGAGGUGCCCAAGCUGAAGGUGUGCGCCCUACGAGUGAGCAGCCGGGCCCGGAGCCGCAUCCUCAAGGCUGGCGGCAAGAUCCUCACCUUUGACCAGCUAGCCCUGGACUCCCCCAAGGGCUGUGGCACUGUCCUGCUGUCUGGUCCACGCAAGGGCCGCGAGGUGUACAGGCAUUUCGGCAAGGCACCAGGGACACCCCACAGUCACACCAAACCCUAUGUUCGCUCCAAGGGCCGGAAGUUCGAGAGAGCCAGAGGCCGACGUGCCAGCCGAGGCUACAAAAACUAACCCCAGAUCCCGUUCUGUUAUUAAAACAUUUGGAUGUUCACUGCA